CUCCUUUAACACUUCUAAGUGAAAUUGGGGCAUGCCAGGGCGGUGUUGAUAUUACAUCCGCCUCGACGUUCCGAAAUUCCGCGCAAUAUUAAAUGGGGACAAUUUUAACCGUCUUGGCGACAUUGACAACGACAAACCUAUGUUGAAAUGCUACAUUAAUCUAUGCAACUUCAUAUAUCUUCCCCGGAUUUAGGAGAGGUCGCACCAAUGAUCCUUCUAUUUAUAUAUUGCAUUUGGAAUGCGCCCCCACUACCCCGGAUUUUCCAUCAAUUCGUGGAGUGAGUGUACUAUAUCUUUUAUAUUAUCAAUUAAUACAUGACUAGUUACUACGAUAUAGCCAUAUUAUAUCUUUGAGAAUUGGUCACACGCUCGCUUCUUUCUCUCAUUUCCAAGGAAUUCGCAAUUCCUCUCCUCAACAUCAACAUCAACAUCAGCUAUAUAAAUCUUCUCAAACCCGCUCAUACUAUGUCUUAGAACCACAACCCACAUCCCACAAACCCAAGCACAUCCAAACACGACACUCAGCAUGGUUCCUCUCCCAACCUUAACCGCCCUAACCACCUUCUCCCUCCUCUCCCUCCUCCCCACAACCCAAGCCCACGGCUACGUCUCCGGCAUCGUCGCAAACGGUGUGUAUACCUCCGGCUGGCAAGUAUCCUACUGGUACGACAUUGUCAAUAAAGUUCCCUAUCCACAGACACCGGGAUGGUAUGAAGAGGCGUUGGAUUUGGGAUUUAUUUCGCCGGAUCAAUAUGCGUAUGACACCCUUUUUUUAAGUUCUAUUUCCAUUUCGUCCUAGAUCUUCUGUAUGAAGAAACUUAAGAAAGGAGCAAGGAAUAAAGGGAUAAGGCUAAUUAUACUAAAGAACUUCCGACAUCGUAUGUCACAAAAACGCCGUAAAUGCAAAUGUAUCCGCCACGGUUCCCGCAGGCGGAACAGUCGAAUUUCAGUGGACGACCUGGCCACAUAGUAUUGGACCGGUAUUGACAUAUGUUGCUAAUUGUGGGGGAAGUUGUGCGACGGUAUGUUAUUUUCCUUCUCUUAUUACUAUUAAUAUGAUAUAAUGAUGAAAAUUUCAUAAAGAUUUUGAGAGAAGAUGAAACUAAUAGAGUUAUGAUUGAUUAUUAGAUUAAUAAAAAUAAUUUGAAAUUUGUCAAGAUUGAUCAGGCGGGGAUUAAUUUAAGUACACAGGUUUGGGCUUCGGGGGAUUUGAUGGCGAAGAAUAGUUCUUGGACUGUGACGGUGCCGAAGAGUCUUGCUGCUGGUGUGUAUUCCUUUUUCUAAUUCUCAGUCUUUCGACACCCCUUUCCUGCCUUUCAUCCCAUGCCUAGUCGCCUAUCCCCAUCCUCUCCCUCCUUAGUUUCUGUCCUAUCCUUCCUUCCAAGCCCAACUGUUUAUCAUGCAUCAACUAUCCCUCCUCCCCACUCCCUUCUCCUUUCAACUCUCCUCUUCCCUCCUUCCACCCUCUCCUCUCAUAUCCUUUCCCCCUCUAAAACACCACAAACACAAUCAGGGCACUACAUAUUCCGACACGAAAUAAUCGCCCUCCACGGAGCUACUACGCUAAACGGCGCCCAAAACUACCCCUUCUGUCUCAACAUCGACGUAACCGGUUCUGGAACUGCUAAUCCUGUCGGUGUACCUGCUACCAGUUUUUACAAGGCGGCUGAUCCCGGGAUUUACUUUAAUCCUUAUGUGACGUUGGCUAAUUAUACAAUUCCUGGGCCUGCGCUUUGGACGGGUUAGGAAUUGGCUGGAGAGUGCUUGGGAAGAAGAGGGGGAUGGGCUGUGAGGUGAUGAGAUGAGGUGAAAGUGGAUAGCGCGUGUAUCCGAGUAUUUAUUUGAUUGAUUCAGAAGGAUGAGAGAUGAGAGAUGAGAUGAAGUGGCAUGUGUUGCGAAGCGAGGUGUGCUUGGCAAAGCUUGACGAGAGUGAAUUGUGUAUUGGAAUAUAUAAUAUAUCUGAUAAAGAAUUCAGAAUCUUCCAAUACC
Messenger RNA from Sclerotinia trifoliorum, 1989 nucleotides. The record is from the annotation of a GenBank genome assembly. NCBI's taxonomy places the organism in Eukaryota, Fungi, Ascomycota, Leotiomycetes, Helotiales, Sclerotiniaceae.